AUGUCUACACAUCACCUUAUAUCCGCACGAAAAGCUGUUUCCAUCCUCAGCUUGUUGGCGAUAGCGUCCAUUAGUUCCGUUACCUCGCAGAAUGACCCGUCCCGACCCACUAUCGACAGUCCGGCAGGACAGCUGCAAGGCACAACGGAAUCCUGUGGACUGUUCUGCACGUACUAUUCCUUCAAGGGUGUACCUUACGCGGAACCUCCGGUAGGAUCGUUACGGUUUCGUAAUCCUGUCCCGCGGGCAAGAUGGCAGACGGUGCGUGAUGCCAGCAACCAUGGGCCCGAGUGUCUCCAGGUCGCACUCAUCCCUGGACAGGUGCGUGGUAGCGAGGACUGUCUGUACCUAAACAUCUAUACCCAGCAACUGAUCGGAUCGCGCCCUGUAAUGGUUUGGAUACACGGUGGAGGUUACAGUGCCAAUUCGGGUAACAGUGUUGACUUUGGACCCGAAAAGUUAGUCCAGGAAAAUGUGCUACUGGUGACGCUGAACUAUCGGCUGGGAGCGCUUGGAUUUCUCAGUACUGGAGAUCGAUAUGCCGCAGGUAAUUGGGGACUUAAGGAUUGUUUGCAAGCGCUCCGCUGGAUACGCACCAAUAUCGCAGCUUUUGGUGGUGAUCCGAAUAAUGUGACGAUCUUUGGAAAUUCUGCCGGAGCUGCAUUGGUACAUCUGCUGGUCCUUACCGACGCUGGACAAGGCUUGUUUCAUAAAGCGAUUGCACAAAGCAGUACCGCACUCGUACCGUACGCGUUCCAGACAAGGCCACGCUUUUAUGCCGAUAGGAUUGCGUCUGCGUUUGGGUUCGGUACGGACAGUAGCACCUAUGUCGAGCAGCUGCGAACGAUUCCGGCGGAACAGUUUGUUCCAUUUCAGCAGGCUGGCAUUACUGUCCCGGUACCGAGAUUUCUGCGCCCGACCGACUUUGGACCGGUGGUUGAACCGAGCGACGCACCGGAAGAAACGAUCAUACUCCAACGGCCGAUAGAGCUUAUCCGAAACCGUGCUCAUCACGUGCCGUUCAUUGUCGGAUACAAUGAUCUAGAGGGUGCGUUUUUUACCGCCUUUGAAAAUUUGAUCGACCAGACUGUUAAGGGACAGUUUAAUGCGAAUCCUCAUCUGUUGGUGCCUUUCUUUUGGAACGUCGGGGAAGGAACUGCGGCAUCGAACGGGAUAAGUGGCGCAUUUCGGGAGUAUUACUGGCAGAGCCGACCAUUGGACGCUAGUUUGGAUUACGAGUGGACGGUGUAUCAGUCGGAUCAUCUGUUUUUGUUCGCGAUCGAUCAAUCGGUACGGUUGCAUGCACAAGCGUCUUCGGUCCCGUUGUACUACUAUCAGUUCACUUACGACGGUGACUUGAAUCUGUACAAGAAAUUGUUUGGCGUGCAGUAUCCGGGAGCGAUUCACACGGAUGAAUUGCCGUACUUGUUUAAUAUACCGUCCGCCAUGCUGGAACCGGUAUCGCCCGACAGUCAUGCGAACACUGUCAGCAGUCGUGUCGUCCGGAUGUGGGCCAACUUUGCACGAACUGGUAAUCCCACUCCAACGCAAGAUCCAUUGCUACAAAACGUACAAUGGCCUCUGGUGGGACCAGCCGGUGCAGGAUACCUGUCAAUUGGACACGAUCUAAUGACGAGCCAACAAACACCCAAUCCCACCCGUAUGAACUUGUGGUACAAUCUUCAGCAAACCUAUGCUAACGCGCCUUUUGAAAUAUAA
Molecule: messenger RNA, 1719 nt
Organism: Anopheles maculipalpis
Lineage: Eukaryota; Metazoa; Arthropoda; Insecta; Diptera; Culicidae
Product: carboxylesterase 4A-like
Exons: 2
Coding region: 1-1719 (572 amino acids)
Source: RefSeq, a predicted model, not a curated record